Molecule: messenger RNA, 1278 nt
Organism: Rotaria sordida
Lineage: Eukaryota; Metazoa; Rotifera; Eurotatoria; Philodinida; Philodinidae
Source: the annotation of a GenBank genome assembly
AUGGAUUUAUAUGUUAAUUCUGCAUUAACUAUAGUCGAACCAUUAAGUUUUCAUAAAGUACAUGGUGAUCAAAUAAGAUUAAGUGAGAAUAAUACUCGUGCAACUCGUGAUCGACUAAACAAUACUUUAUUAUUUACAAAUCGACCUAUAUUAGCAAAUGAAAUAGUUCAACUUUAUAUUGAAGAAUUAUCAAAUGAUUUUUAUGGACUUAUUCGUAUUGGUUUAACAACAAUUAAUCCUGAUUCAUUUACAUCAGAAACAUUACCAAAAACAAUGCCAACAAACGAUACUCGUGAGUGGUUUGUACCAUCACCACGUGGUCAACCAAAUAUUAAGAAAAAUAAAACUAUUCGCCUAAAAUAUACAGCUGAAGGUGAUAUAUUUAUUGAUUAUGAUGGUACAAGUUUUAUUAAAUAUUUAACUGUAUCACCUAUAACAAAAGAUAUUUGGUGUGCACUUGAUUUAAAUGGUAUUGUUGCACAAAUACGUCUUAUUCAAACUGAAGCACGUGUUCUAGCAAAUCCUGUUGAUCGAGCACGAGCACGUUAUCUUCUAUAUACAAAUAAUCGUCAACAAGAAAAUUCAUCGAUUUAUUAUAGUGGAGAAUUAUCAUCUGGUUUUGUUACAAUGAAAAAUUGUGAUGAAAAUUGCGAAAUAUCAGAUAAUAUAGCUGUAAAAAAAAAUGCAACGUCAUCAAUUAUUAUUGAUGAAAAUCUUAAACGAUGUAUGUAUAUUGUUAUGCAAAUACUUGACAUGGAUCAUACAUUAUCAACAUAUUUAACAAUACGUUGUCUAAUUGAUGGAAGACCAUCGAAUGAACAUAUAACAUUAAUUGAUACAUCAUUUGAUCAUUUAACAUUAGGCGAUGAAAUUGGUUUACGUGUAUUACCUGAUGGACAUAUUACAUUUUCAUGUGAUAAUCGUCACGUUAAACCAUUAUUUAAUAUAGAUCUUACUGUUAAUGAUAAUCCUGCUGUACAGCAAACAUCAUAUCGUUUAGAAUUUAUUAUGAAUGGACGUGUAACCGGUCUUCGAUUAGUUGGACUUUAUCGACCAACUGAUAUAGAAGCACGAACUCUUCCACCAACUAUUGGUGGUGGAUGUCAAGCUACUAUAUUACAUAGAGUAUGUCCAAAUGGUCUAUCAGGUCUUUUAUUACCAUGUAGACAUUUAUGUGUUUGCUUUGAAUGUGGUCAAGCUCUUGUCGAUAGACAUUCAUGUCCAAAUGUCAAAUGUCGUAAACCGGUCAAAGGUUGUAUCAAAGUAUAUAAAGAUUAA